Molecule: messenger RNA, 603 nt
Organism: Suillus subaureus
Lineage: Eukaryota; Fungi; Basidiomycota; Agaricomycetes; Boletales; Suillaceae
Exons: 6
Coding region: 1-603 (200 amino acids)
Source: RefSeq, a predicted model, not a curated record
AUGAACACUUUGAAGAAAGACUUGGGACAAGUAGGGACAAGUCAGGACAAGGCAGGACAUAUUAGAGCAGUAGGGACCAGUCAGGACAUAUCAGGACAUAUUGGGACAAGUAGGGACAAGUCAGGACAAGGACAAGUAGGGACACAUCAGGACACAUUGGGACACAUCAGGACAAGUGGGGACACAUUGGGACAGGCUGGACAAGUAGGGACACAUCAGGACAAGACAAGUGGGGACACAUUGAGACAGGCUGGGACAAGUAGGGGACACAUCAGGACAAGUGGGGACACAUUGAGACAGGCUGGGACAAGUAGGGACCCAAUCAGGACAGGUGGGGACACAUUGGGACAGGCUGGGACAGUAGCAUCAGAUUCACUCGUUCAGCACAUACAUGAGGCAUCCACAGUCAAGGCCAAUCACAAACACCUCAAGCUAGAGACCCAAUUGGCAAGCAGAGAGUUGAAGAUGUGCAAAUCUCAUGCUGAGCGUGAACAUGGACUCCAGAGCACAAUGGCCAUUCAAAACCAUGAGCAUGCAAUGGCAGAUGAAUGGAUGAAGCAGCUGGAAUUGGAGAUCAAGCUUGAGCAAGUUCAAACAUUGUGA